AUGUUUAUACCUUUGCCUCCUACCCUAAAUUUUUUUAUUGCUUCUUCUUCCAAAUUUUUUUUCUCCCUCCCCUCCUCAAUGACCCCACCCUCACAUUUUGGAAACCCUCCACCCAACCCCUGUGGCAUUCAGGGCAUGGGAAUUGGGUCACCUCUGCCAUUCUGUGGAUGUUAUUGGUCUCUCAACAAAGUUUCAUCACUGUCUGUCUUUCUACUCUCUCCCCUCACCUGCCCAUUUCCUCAUCACUUCAACUCCCCGCCCCUAAUUUUACUGAUGUCUAUGUCAUAUCAUCCUUUUCCUACUUUUGUCUGCUUGGUAUUGUCAAUAUUUAUACCAUUGAAACAGCCACUUUGUUGGAGAUUUUUUUUUCUCUGCCCCCCCCCCCCUCUCACCUUUCCUUCUGCACUCGCUCUCUCUCCUCUCUUUUCUCUCCCUUCUCUCUCUUUCCCUUCCCUCUUUUCCUCCUCCUUUUCUCUCCUUCACUCUUCCUUCCCUUCUCUUUUUCCUUCUCCUUCCUCCCUCUCUCCCCUUCCUGUUUUCUUUGUAUUCCCCUCCCUUUUUCCUCUUACUUUUAUUUCCCCCUUUUUAUAUAUAUUCUGA
Messenger RNA from Acanthosepion pharaonis, 600 nucleotides. The record is from the annotation of a GenBank genome assembly. NCBI's taxonomy places the organism in Eukaryota, Metazoa, Mollusca, Cephalopoda, Sepiida, Sepiidae.